UAAACUGAUAUGAUCACUCAGUGUCUACAUUUGUAACGUUAUAUUAUUGUAUCUGAAACAGAAAAACAAAACAAAAACAAAACAGGUUAUUGACUGCAACGGUUUUUGGCAUUCUUCCAAACAUUACGCAAAUUGUAUGCGCAAAUGCGUUGUUUUCCGUGCAAGCUUAUCAGCUCAAGAUUAAUUGUAUUCAAUAACACCAUAUUUAUUGGUAAUGUUCAGCGCACGCUUAUAAAAAUGUAACGUUACGAAUGAGUGGAAACGACUAGAUUCAUAAAGCGCGGGCGGGUUUGAUACCUGCGAUUGGGAGCAGAGUGAGAGCUCGCCUCUCUGGUAUCAUCCGCCACCUCUAGCUUCUCCUCAACACCGCUGAUGGCCGAUCCAUUCAUUGACCACAGCGAGUAGAUGUUGCAUAUGAGAUAACAUUACGAUAAACUUUGGAUGUUUGGCCUAGUGAGUUAGUAUGCAGUCACCCGUGGACGACGUUAGCAUCGGACGGCAGCUCGCUCGGUUAACGUUAACGUUACCGUUUAUAUGUUUGCCAAUGACAGUUAACGGGCACAGACUCUAACGUGACCUCACCUCGCCAGCAGCGACACUUUGAUGACCCGAGUUGAACUCAUCGCUCCCCUGUAAGGUAGCUGUGAGAAAGAGAAACUUCUUGAACACCAUGGCCCCACACCCGGUGGUCCAGGCCGUUAUUGACCUCUCGGCAGGAGCCGUAGGGGGAGCUGCAGCUGUCUUUAGUGGGCAGCCUCUAGACACAGCAAAGGUCAAGAUGCAGACCUUUCCUACUCUGUACCGGGGUUUUAUCCAUUGCAUCUCGUCCACCUACAGACAAGUGGGUCUGAUUGGUCUCUACCAGGGCACCACACCGGCACUAGUGGCCAACAUCGCAGAGAACUCUGUGCUCUUCAUGAGCUACGGCUUCUGCCAGCAGGUCAUCCGUGUCACGGCUGGACUGCACAGUGAAGCUGUGCUGAGUGACAUGCAAAAAGCCUGUGCUGGAUCAGUGGCAUCCAUCUUCUCCUCGCUAGUACUCUGCCCCACCGAACUCGUCAAGUGUCGGCUGCAAGCCAUGUAUGAAAUGGAGGCAUCGGGCAAGAUUGCUAAGAGCCAGAACACAGUGUGGUCGGUGGUGAAAUCCAUUAUGAGGAACGAGGGACCGCAGGGCUUCUUCCAGGGCCUGACCACCACCAUAGCCAGAGAGGUCCCCGGUUACUUCUGCUUCUUCGGUGCCUAUGAGCUCUGCCGCACAACCUUCGCAGACUACAUGAAAUGUGACAAAGACAACAUAGGUGUGGCUCCAAUCAUGUUCAGCGGCGGUUUCGGGGGGGCGUGCCUGUGGCUGGUGGUCUAUCCUAUGGACUGUGUCAAGUCUCGGAUCCAGGUCAUGUCCAUGACGGCCAAACAGGCAGGGUUUUUCAAAACCUUCAUGACCAUCGCUCAUACUGAAGGUGUGAGGGCGCUCUACUCUGGUCUUACCCCCACCAUGGUCCGCAGCUUUCCUGCUAACGGUGCUCUGUUCCUGGGUUAUGAGGCCAGCCGGAAGCUCAUGAUGAAGCAGUUUGACAGCUAGAACAUGCGUAACAUUAAUGAAGGAGCGGUGAACUGGAAGUGAGGUUUUAAACACUCCAGUUGAAGGGGUGCCUGGUGCAUAUCAUGUAUCAAGACUGAGUUUACAGCUGCAGCCUGAGGUCAAGUCCGCUUAUAGUGUGUAGGAUGUGGUUUUUACCAUUUCCUGCCUUUUGUUAAACUUACCAAAAAACUGCCACACUACAUCUCUCGCACCCCUGACAUAGUGUUUCUUCAUACCGUAGUAAUUAAUUUUAUUGAUUUAUGUAUUGUAUUGUAUUGUUUUCAACACUCAAGAAAUGCUAUUGCCAACAUACAACGUGCGUGUGUGUGCGUGCGUGUGUGUGUGUGUGUGUGUGUGUGUGUGUGUGUGUGUGUGUGUGUGUGUGUGUGUGUGUGUGUGUGGCAAAAUUUAGCAACCUUAAUCAGUGUCUUUACAAGGAAUGGUCACAGUCUAGUUUACUACCUCAACAGCGUCGUAUACGCACGAGAUAUUUUUUUUUUCUCUGCCAGACAGAUCAAAUCAUUCUUCACUUGGUCUGUAUUCAACUACAUGAGUAAGAAAAGCACUCCGUUAGGUCGUGAGGUUAUUGUUGCAAGAAUAUGAAGUGGCAUAUACUAAUUCCAUUAUAUUACCUACAAUGUGAUGUGAUCAAGCUCAGCUAAGAGUGCACCUCUGUUUUGGAUCUUGGUUUGUUUAGAAGUGACAAAACAAGACGCUAAACAUUUGCUUACUCCUCACAGUGGACAGCGUUACUUUUCAAACAGCCUGGACUGAAGUCUUUAGAGGAUGCAUUAGCCUCAAAGCAAAACAUCCAACACAGCCAGCAGGUGGUUUUACAUUUUUUAAUCAUACUGAAUGUUUGUGCAUUCUCGUGUUAAAUUUCCAUUCCAGUUGUGAUUAAGUUUUCACCCUUUUGGAACCCAGUGUCAGCCUUUGAAAACCACUACACUUUGCCUUUUUUGUUGUGUAUCCCUUUAUUGUUAUGUACAAAUCAGUGAAAGAAAAUAUCAACUGCCUCAUUCAAUGUGCCAUUUGCACACUACAUUCUAUGUGCAGUUUAUUUCCCCAGUGCUUAGUAGAUGACAGAAAUAAAUCUCUGUCAUAUAAUUUUAAAGUUAAUUAAGAAAUAUAGGUAUUUUGGAAUGCUAACAAUUUGCAGUGAUACUGAAAUGAUUGUACAGAUAUCAAUACUGCUAUUCAUUGUAGUAAUACAAUCUACAUUAAAGGUGUUAUUGGAGAAUAACUUUGUCCUGUU
This is a messenger RNA of Micropterus dolomieu (smallmouth bass), 2834 nucleotides long. RefSeq names its product solute carrier family 25 member 15b (gene slc25a15b). Bases 671 to 1579 code for a protein of 302 amino acids. Gene Ontology annotation, biological process: mitochondrial L-ornithine transmembrane transport. The transcript is spliced from 7 exons. Gene Ontology annotation, molecular function: L-ornithine transmembrane transporter activity. The record is from RefSeq and is a predicted model, not a curated record. NCBI's taxonomy places the organism in Eukaryota, Metazoa, Chordata, Actinopteri, Centrarchiformes, Centrarchidae.